AAUCAAGUGCGUAAUUGGGAGGUACAUUUUAAUGGUGAAACAAGUCCAUUACCAUUUUUGGAAAAUUUGGAAACACUCUCCGAAACUUAUAACAUUCCCCGAGACAUUCUGCCAAGACUUAUGCCAGAAAUACUGAAAGGAAAAGCCCUAAUGUGGUUCCGGAAUAACAAUCGGAAGUGGACACACUGGUCAAGUUUUGUUCAGGAUGUUCGAGAGUUUUUCUUGCCUUCUAAUUAUUUAGAGCAAUUAGAAGACACAAUUCGGAACAAAUACCAGAAGAAGACGGAGUCAUUCCAAGACUAUGCCCUAGCACUACAAGAGUUGAUGCGAUAUGCUGAGUUAACAGAAAGACAACAGUUAAGUCGGAUUUACCGGAAUAGUAGACCAGAGUAUCAGCUCCAGAUCAAACCGCGUGAAUUUAGCUCCUUGGGAGAAUUAAGCAAACUAGCAGAAGAAUUCGAACGUCUUACACAACUAAGUAGUAGAGAACGCCAAUGCACUCUUGAUUGGUCACCACCGAUUGCCAUUAAUAGAACACAGAGCGAAAAGGUGGACGUGCGUAAUGCUUGUCGUAGAUGUGGGGAAAGAAAUCAUUUUGCACGAGAAUGCACAAAGCCUAGGAGACUUUUUUGCUGGAGUUGUGGUACUAUAGGCCGUCGAACGAUCGAGUGCUGCAGGGAAAAUCCAACAUACAGAAAUCAUCAGAGGCCAUCGGGAAACGCUUUGGGGGUUGUCACGCCAGGCGGAACGACAACCACCCAAACAUUUUAUCCGUCAAAUUAGAAUCCAGUCAA
This is a messenger RNA of Teleopsis dalmanni, 794 nucleotides long. RefSeq lists its product as uncharacterized. Lineage: Eukaryota; Metazoa; Arthropoda; Insecta; Diptera; Diopsidae. Gene Ontology annotation, molecular function: zinc ion binding; nucleic acid binding. The record is from RefSeq and is a predicted model, not a curated record.